GCCUCAAAAGUCGUCCUUUGGCCACAACCGGCAGCACCGUGGUUUUCUGGAUGGCAACAGAGGACAGGGAGAUGAUGGAAGGCGGGGGGGCGGGAGAAAGCUGCCCAACCUUUCCCAAGAUGGUGCCUGAUGACCCCAUGUCUGAAGGGAAGGCAAGGGCUUCUUUGCCCCAGGAGGCAGAGUCCCCAAAGCCAGACUCCUCCUACGACUACCUGGGGGAGAUGGAAUCUUGUGAGGACGGAGGCUGCCCAGGGCCACCUAAGUCACCGUCCUCCAAGGCCGGCCCGGCCCCCACCAAGGGCCAGGCGGGCGACGGACCCGAACUCGCAGAGUUGCCCCCAGCUCCAGCCACGCCGGCCCCGGGGACUCCAGGGCCCCAGCGCAGCGGCGAGAUGGAGCUGGAGAAGGUGCGCAUGGAAUUCGAGCUCACGCGGCUCAGGUACCUGCAUGAGGAGAACGAGCGCCAGCGGCAGCAUGAGGAAGUAAUGGAGCAGCUGCACCAGCAGGCCACGCCCCGCCUGUUCUCGGGAGGCCUCCAGGACCUCCUGCUCCCCCAGAACCAGUUCGCCAUGUUCCUGUACUGCUUCAUCUUUAUACACAUCAUCUAUGUCACCAAGGAGAUGAUCUUCUUCCUCUUCUCCAAGCACUACCUGUUCUGCAUCGCGGCCAUUCUGCUCUGUUUGAUUAAAGCUUUAUGGUCAUACCUCCAGGUGCCUUCGCUCUCUCCGUCACUGGGCACCACCCUCUCCCCCAUCAGAACCUGCUGUUAG
This is a messenger RNA of Phacochoerus africanus (Common warthog), 770 nucleotides long. It is a transcript of the gene TMEM247, whose product is annotated as transmembrane protein 247. The record is from RefSeq and is a predicted model, not a curated record. Gene Ontology annotation, cellular component: endoplasmic reticulum. The coding region runs from base 51 to 770 and encodes 239 amino acids. The transcript has 3 exons. NCBI's taxonomy places the organism in Eukaryota, Metazoa, Chordata, Mammalia, Artiodactyla, Suidae.